GAGAGAUGGUAGGUGGGAGGGAGGGAUAGAAGGAGGUGAGAGAAAUGGUCCAUAGUGUAUAUAAAGGAAACGGAGAGUAACAGUUGUGUAGUUCAGGUAAACUGGAGCUCCACCCUCUUGUUCUUGCACUCUCUCAAAUUUGUCUGACAAAAGGAUUUUAGGCAGCUCCGUUCUACUUCCCUGUACAAGGACACCACUACGCAGUCACAGAGAGAAAAGGCUUUUCAAAAAUGUUGGCGACCCUAGAAACUAGCUGCUACAUCCAUGACUAUGGGCCUCGAGACAUUGCCUCCUCCCCUAAGACAGUGGAGGUGGACCUGGAUGUGAUUGAAGAGUACCUGAAGGAGCAUUCAAUGGAGGUCUCAUCUGGUGCAUGUGUGCAGAGCAGCAGUGAGGAGGCACAUUACUGCAUCCAAGAGGGCUGGGCUGCACACCAUGGACACUAUGAAUGGCAUUAUGGUGUCCCUCCCACUACAAAAGAAAACUGCCAUGAGCAACAUGCUCCACAACAAGCCUGGUACCCUCACCCCAGGACAAAUGAAUGGGUGCAUGGCCUGUUUGCAACAGCAGCAUACAGUGACUCCGACUCUCAGUCCAGCAACUCUGGGUAUCAGGAGUGCCCCCCAUCACCCCCCUCUGGGUAUCAGGAGUGCCCCCCAUCACCCCCCUCUGAUAAGAUGGGACACAAAGACAGUGAACCUCUGCCCCUGGCUUCCCUAACAGGCAAGAGAAAGGAGCGUCUGUUCCAGUUCCUGUACGAGAUGCUGGAGACUCCCGAGAUGCGCAGCUGCAUCUGGUGGGUGCAGUCGGCGAACGGCACCUUCCAGUUCUCCUCCCAGAACAAGGAGAGGCUCGCCCAGAUGUGGGGCCGCCGCAAGGGCAACCGUAAGACCAUGACCUACCAGAAAAUGGCGCGGGCCUUGCGCAACUACUCGCGCACUGGUGAAAUCCACAAGGUGAAGCGCAAACUCACCUAUCAGUUCACUGAGGACACCCUCAAAGGCCUUCAGCGAGACGCUCAGUCAAUUAUGGGAAGUUAAAGUCAUCUAUCCAGGCCAAGAUGUUCAGUCAUGUACAUAAAUACUGAGUAUUUGCAAAGAAAAUGGUUAAGGAAACGGAUUGUUUAUUUCUUAAGUUGCAUCUUUGUAAUUUAAGAUGAUUAUUUUGAGGGAGGUGUGUUGGGGUUUGAUGACACAUUUCUGGAUGAUAAAGGAGGUAAUCUUCAUGAAGGGCCCAUAUUAAUUUAUGAAAUUGGUGGAAAAUCAUUGGUCCAUUGGCUCUACAAUUUGUAAAUCUGAGGAUUGUUGACAAAUAUUAUGCUACGUUAUAAGUAGUUUUUAUUUUGGUAUUUUUAUUUUUUUGUAAAUAUGUCUGUUUGUACUUUGUGUAUUAUUAUUCAUCUAUAUCAUCUUAUCCUGAAAUCAAGUAAAAAAUUGUUGAUCCGGA
This is a messenger RNA of Alosa sapidissima (American shad), 1446 nucleotides long. Its product is annotated as transcription factor Spi-B. NCBI's taxonomy places the organism in Eukaryota, Metazoa, Chordata, Actinopteri, Clupeiformes, Clupeidae. Bases 231 to 1040 code for a protein of 269 amino acids. The transcript has 6 exons. Gene Ontology annotation, molecular function: DNA-binding transcription factor activity, RNA polymerase II-specific; sequence-specific DNA binding. Gene Ontology annotation, biological process: regulation of transcription by RNA polymerase II; cell differentiation. Gene Ontology annotation, cellular component: nucleus. The record is from RefSeq and is a predicted model, not a curated record.